Molecule: messenger RNA, 2649 nt
Organism: Penicillium mononematosum
Lineage: Eukaryota; Fungi; Ascomycota; Eurotiomycetes; Eurotiales; Aspergillaceae
Product: glycoside hydrolase family 55 protein
Exons: 5
Coding region: 1-2649 (882 amino acids)
Molecular function (GO): polygalacturonase activity
Source: RefSeq, a predicted model, not a curated record
AUGAGGGGUUUCCCUUUUUUGGCUGCAGUGGCAGCCGUGUCUACAGCGUCAGGUGCUAUUGUGCCUCUAAACUUGGUGCGCGCGUCUUCAUCGCAUGUACUUUCAUCCACAAUCGUCCAUGCGAGACCGUCAUACGAUUACUAUGACUACCCGUUUGAUUGGGCUCUUGCAUCUUCUUUGGCCGGUCUUACCGGUGCACCACCCACUGCUACUGUUCAUCAACAUGGUACCACGACUUCACCAGGUACAGCAAAUACUCUCUCCACAGCUGCGGAAUCCCCACCGAAGGCUGUCAAUGCUUCUACAGGCACCCCUUCACAAAAGGCGGCUAGUUCCUCUUCGAAGAUGAUACAACCUACCUGGACAGCAGUUAACACCAAUUUGGCGGCCCCAAAUACUCUUGCAACAAAGCCAGUGUUCCGACUCCAUUACCAAUGUCUCAAAAAGACCAUUCGCCCGCGACAAAAACCUGUGCUGCCCCUACCGGCAAAUCACCGGAGACCUACUGGCUUGACCAGCAGGACCACAACCAACGAGGAGCUGGAUUUGCUCCCCUACGCUAAAACGUCGCUAUACCCAGUAUACCGCAAUGUGAUGGAUUACUCAGUUGUCAAUGAUGGCAGUGGUAACCAAACCCCGAAACUACAGAAGGCCGUAGACGAUGACGGCGCGGGUGGCAGUCGCAAGGGGCAUGGUGUCACCCGGUACCCUGCCCUGGUCUACCUUCCAGGAGGCGUUUAUCAGCUUGAAAGUACUCUCAACCUGACUGUGGGUACGAUAAUUGUUGGCAAUCCAUUGAACCCACCGGUCAUCAAGGCUGCGCCAGGCUUUGCAACGUUGGUCAAGAACGUGAUCAUGGAUACGACCGCCCUCAGCCCGGACCGCUACUUCACUGCUCUUCAAUGGGGAGUUGCCCAAGGGUCAGGUUUGACAAAUGUUAAAAUUCGCAUGCCAAAAUCCUCCACGGGUCACACUGGAAUAGAUAUCAAUGCCGGGUCAACGAUCGCUGUUACUGAUGUGCAUAUUACUGGCGGAGCUAUCGGGAUCAAGAACUCCAACCAGCAGGUCAACUUCAAGAACAUAUAUUUCCACUCUUGCAGAACAGCUUUCUCCGCGGCAGGUGGGUGGACGGUGCUGCUCCAACAGGCAACCUUUUAUAGCUGCGGUACUGGUAUCGAUAUGACUGGCAAUGGAUUGGGUAGCCUAGUGCUUCUUGAUUCCGCUUCCGUGAACUCGGGGCCGGUAAUCAGAUUCUAUGACUCGUCCCAUGAUUCCGGAAACCGAAAUAGCCAGUUCCUCAUUCAGAACCUCAAGCACGAUACUCCGAAUGCUAUCGCAGUCGAUGCUCACGGCAAUGUGGCACUCGCUGCUACCCCUUAUGUCGAUACGUGGGUCUGGGGUACUGUCGUCCCAGAAACUUACCAGACUGGGGCAAGCUGGGAGACAAAGCGCCCGGCCGCUUUGGUGGUGGGAGACAAAUACUUUACGAAGGCCCAACCCACCUACCAAGAUUACAGCGCAGCGGAUAUUGUAAACGUGAAGACCGUGUCUGGACACACAGUGAAAGGUGACGGUAAGACUGAUGACACGGAAGCUCUGAACGCUAUCUUGGCUCAAAAUGCCGACUCGUGCAAGGUGACAUACAUCCCCUUCGGUGUAUAUCGAGUGUCAGACACCAUCUUUGUCCCAGUCGGAACCCGCAUGGUCGGAGAAGCAUGGUCUGUCAUUUCUGGAUAUGGUGACAAUUUCAAGGAUCCCAACAAUCCGAGGCCUGUCGUUCAACUUGGAAAUCCCGGCGACGUCGGCGUGAUUGAAAUUCAGGAGAUGCGAUUCUCCGUCGGCGAAACCCUGCCGGGAGCCAAGAUUAUUGAAAUCAAUGCCGCAGGCGACAAACCUGGCGAUGUUGGCCUUUGGAACACGAUGGGGAUGGUGGGCGGGACCGCCGACACUAGUAUCUCCAGUGCUUGCACGUCGCAAGACCCCAAGGACUGCAUGGCUGCGUUUAUGGUACUGCACCUGACCAAGAGCUCGUCCGCAUAUAUUGAGAACUUUUGGGGAUGGACUGCCGAUCACAACAUUGAUAGCGAGUCUCUUCUCACUAUUAUCUCAACCGGUCGCGGAAUCUUGGUCGAAUCCACCAAGGCCACCUGGCUGACAGGCACCGGUUCUGAGCAUCACUGGCUGUAUAACUAUAACUUCCACAACGCCCAGAACGUCUUUGCGGGUCUUCUACAAACAGAAACACCGUAUAUGCAAGGUCAGGGCGAGUACCGGGCCGCACCAGCGCCAUGGACAGCCGUCGCCAAAUACGGUGACCCUGAUUUCUCGUGGUGUGCUGCCGAUGACCAAAAGUGUCGCACCGCGAUAGCUACGAAUGUCGAUGGCGGAUCCAACAUCGCGCUGUACAACUCAGCUGCCUGGGCCUUCUUCGACGGGUACUGGAAUGGUCUGUAUAAUGAGCCUUGCAACGGGAACUGCCAAACCAACAUGAUGCGGGUGACGAAUGAACCUCAAAAUCUGGUAUGGUACUCGAUCAGCACACGCAUGACGGACGUGAUGGUACUCGAUGGGAAAAGCAAUCCCCGUCAAUCGGACCACAAAGGCGGGUGGGAAGGCAUCAUCCAGGUUUACGGCCAGUUUACAGCGUGA